Molecule: messenger RNA, 2343 nt
Organism: Aureococcus anophagefferens
Lineage: Eukaryota; Pelagophyceae; Pelagomonadales; Pelagomonadaceae
Exons: 2
Biological process (GO): vesicle transport along actin filament; actin filament organization
Cellular component (GO): vesicle; myosin complex; actin cytoskeleton
Molecular function (GO): actin filament binding; ATP binding; microfilament motor activity
Source: RefSeq, a predicted model, not a curated record
AUGAAUCACAGCACGAACUGGAGCUCGUCGGACGUCGGCGGGCUCUGCUGGGUGUCGGAUCCGGCGCAGGCCUACAUCGAGGCCAAGGUCACGUCCGUCGGCGGCGGCCGCGUGACGGCGGCCGCGUGCCCCUCACGUCGAACAACGGCGCGUCGGCCCGCGUCCCUUGGACUAGAAAACGCGCGUCACCCGAAGCUUGUAGGCGUCGACAACAUGGACAACCUGAGCACGCUGCACGAGGCCGCGAUCCUCGACAACAUCCAGCACCGGUUCCGCAUGGACCUCAUCUACACGAACACGGGCCCCAUCCUCAUCGCCAUGAACCCCUUCAAGUGGCUGCCCAUCUACGGCGACGACGUCAUCGGCCGCUACCACGGGAGGCCCUACGGCGCGUUGCCGCCGCACUGCUACCAGGAGGCCGAGGACGCGUUCACGAGCCUCCAGCGGACGCGCAAGAACCAGGCCAUCGUCAUCUGCGGCGAGUCGGGCGCGGGCAAGACGGAGACGACGAAGUUGAUGUUGCACUACCUCUCCGUGGCGUCGAAGCGCACGUCCGCGCGCCGCGAGUCCGGCGCGGAGCCGGGCGCCGGCGGCCCGACGAUCGCCGAGCGCAUGGUCGCGUCGAACCCGCUCCUCGAGGCCUUCGGCAACGCGAAGACGCUGCGCAACGACAACUCGAGCCGCUUCGGCAAGUUCACGCGCUUCGACUUCGCGAUGAAUAGCGCGGUCAUCAACGGCGGCCACAUCGAGAAUUUACUCUUGGAGAAGGUCCGCGUCGUCGAGCAGGCGCCGGGCGAGCGCAACUACCACGUCUUCUACCAGCUCUGCCGCGGCGCGGCCAAGGGGUUGUUGGAGGGCGCCGCGGGCAUGGGCCUCGCGGGCGCGGCCCUCGAGCCGGCGAGCCACGGCUACUCGAGCGGCUGCGCGGACGUGGCCCACCUCGACGACGCGGAGGAGUUCCAGGCGACCGUGGCCGCGCUCGACGCGCUCGGCGUCCGGGCCGACGAGCGCGAGCGCAUCUUCCGCGUCGCCGCGGCGGUGGCCUGGCUCGGCGACGUGACCUUCGUCGAGGCCGCGGACGACGGGUCCGCCGUGGCGCCGGGCGACGAAGCUUUAGCCCAGGCCGCCAAACUCCUCGGCGUCGACGCGGCGAAGCUCGCCGCGGCCCUCGUCGUGCGCGUGCGCGAGAUCCACGGCGGCGAGACCGUGACGUCGCUCAACGACGUCGCCGCGGCCACGGGCCUGCGCAACGCGCUCGCCAAGGCGACGUUCAGCCGCCUCUUCGACUGGCUCGUCAGUCGCGCGAACGCGGCGUUCGACGUCUCCGGCGGCAAGGAGACGCAGUUCAUCGGCGUGCUCGACAUCUUCGGCUUCGAGGACAUGCACAGCAACGGCUUCGAGCAGGUCUUCAUCAACACGACGAACGAGAUGCUCCAGAAGGUCUUCAACGACAUCAUCUUCAAGUCCGAGGAGGACGAGUACACGCGCGAGCAGAUCGACUGGGACAAGACCGUCUUCCCGGACAACACGCCCUGCAUCGAGCUCCUGUCGAAGCGGCCCAACGGCAUCCUCCGGCUCCUCGACGGCGAGUGCCUCCGCGGCAACGCGGCGUCCGACGGCGCCAAGUUCGCGGCCAAGGUCAACAAGGCCCACGGCGGGUCGCCCUUCUUCGAGGUCUGCGGGCCGGCGUCCGUGUGGCGCCGCAACGACGGCACGCGCACGUCCGAGGAGGACUUCCUCGUGCACCACUUCGCGGGGCCCAUCGUCUACACGGUGUCGAACUUUGUGGACAAGAACCGCGACGCACUGUUCGGCCACGUCUACGACGUCCUCGCCGGCUCGUCGGCGCCCGUCGUCGCCGCGUGCUUCCCGCCGCGGCCCGCGGCGGAGGCCGCGGCGAAGAUGACCGUCGCGAACAAGUACCUGGGCCAGCUCAACGCGCUCGUCAACGUGCUCCGCGAGUCGUCGUCCCGCUUCGUGCGGUGCAUCAAGACCAACGAGGACAAGCUCCCGGCGAAGCUCGACAAGCCGUCGGUGCUGCGCCAGCUCGUGUGCUCGGGCGUCAUGGCGGCGCUCGAGGUGCGCCGCGCGGGCUUCCCGACGCGCGUGCUCUACCGCGAGUUCGUCCGCGACUUCCGCGCGUUCACGCCGCGCGGCGCGGCGCUCGUGGACCCCAAGGCCCUCGCCGCGGCGAUGAUGAAGCACCCCCACGUCGCCGAGGCCGUGCCGGCGUCGGCCUACCGGUUGGGCGUGUCCAAGCUCUUCAUGCAGUCGGAGGUGCUCUACAAGCUGCAGUCGAUCAAGAACGCGAUGCUCUACCCCUUCGUGCGCCGGCUCCAGCGC